AUGGGCACCGCGGUGGUGAUCGGCAUGGCUCACGCCGGCGACCCCCUCACCGCCGGCUUCACCCCUGUGAGGCUGACGGAGUCCCAGUUCGUUGUGCAGAGGCCUUACGACGUCCCGCUCGACGCGCGCUACGAGUUCGCCGGCGGCGUGCGCCGGAUGUGGGCCUACUCCACUGACAAGCCCAUGAGCGCCACCCACCCCGGCGGCGCGCGCACCGAAACCAAGAUCGACCAGGUGUACAGGUCGGGGGUGUGGCAGUUCGCGGGCGAGGUGUACGUGCCGGCGGGCACGUCCGGCGCGUGCAUCAUGCAGAUCUUCGGGGCGGCGCCGAAGCGGCAGGCGACGACGCUGAUGCUCCACGUCUACGACGGCAGGCUCACCUUCUACCAUGACCUGCGGAGGGUGCUCGCCGGCGGCGUCUACGACCGGUGGCUCCGGCUCAACGUCGUCCAUGACGUGGGGGCGCGCAACGUCACCGUGUUCGUCGACGGCGCCGAGGUGCUGCGCUCGCGCAGCCACGGUGCGCCCGGCGCACCGCACUACUUCAAGUUCGGGGUGUACAAGCAGUCGCACCACCACCCGUCGGACCGCAUGGAGUCGCGAUGGAGGAACGUCCGAGUCUUCACCAAGCAUUGA
Molecule: messenger RNA, 636 nt
Organism: Aegilops tauschii subsp. strangulata
Lineage: Eukaryota; Viridiplantae; Streptophyta; Magnoliopsida; Poales; Poaceae
Product: citrate-binding protein-like
Source: RefSeq, a predicted model, not a curated record